Molecule: messenger RNA, 540 nt
Organism: Closterium sp. NIES-65
Lineage: Eukaryota; Viridiplantae; Streptophyta; Zygnematophyceae; Desmidiales; Closteriaceae
Source: the annotation of a GenBank genome assembly
AUGACGGCCGCAGAGUACGUCGCCAUCGACGACGGCGAGCCAACGUGCGCCGAGGGCGCUGCGGGACAGCCCACGACUGAGCCGGAGGCGGGCCUGGAGGCGGAGCUCUGGCACGCGCCGACGACCAUGCAAGUCGUCUACGACGACGCCGACCCCGUGUGCCGCGAAGCGCGGCGCACUGCACGGGCGGCAUGCGAGAUGCUCAUCGGAUAUGCACGGGCCACCUGCAUCACGCCGCGCGAUCUGUGCCAUCUGUUCGAUAUCCGCAACCCCAUCAUAAUCGCGCGGAUGGAGCGGGCGAGCCCGUCGUUCAACCUCAACGUGGUGCCUCAGCCCGUACCCUCCCCGGGCGCAACUCCCACGCCCGAGACCCCUCGUCCGCGCGGCCGUGUGCUGCCCGGCUGGAUGACCCGUCCGUCUCGCCGUCAGGAGCUGCUUGACGCCAGUGUGGGCGCCGUGAUGGACGGGUAUGUGGACGCGGCUGAGUGGAUGCGUCUGGGCCAGGUGGAGGAUGUUGAUUGGAAGGUGUUGGUGUUUUGA